AUGUCUACGACGAAGGCGGGAGAGCGCAAGCAGAGAACGUCCAAACCUAUUUGGAGCGCUUUAAGGUGUCGUCAGUUGGAGGUCUUAGCACACGAGGCAGUGGGAUGCUUUGUGACACACUGUGGGUGGAACUCCACGUUGGAGGGCCUGAGCUUGGGCGUUCCAUUAAUGGUGGCAAUGCUACAAUGGACAGACCAAAGCACGAAUGCAAAGUAUAUUAUGGAUUUUUGGAAGAUGGGACUUAAAGCUCCGGUGGAUGAGAAAGGGUUAGUGAGGCGAGAAGCAGCAGCGCACUGCAUAAGGGAGAUAAUUGAAGGAGAGACAGGAGAAGAGAUUAAGAAAAAUGCCUUCAAAUGGAGAAAAUUGGCAAAAGUGGCUGUUGACAAAGGUGGAAGUUCUGACAAAAACAUUGAAGAAUUUGUAGCCAAACUGGUUGCUCGUAAGUCCUAG
This is a messenger RNA of Juglans microcarpa x Juglans regia, 450 nucleotides long. Its product is annotated as UDP-glucosyltransferase 74AE2-like. The coding region runs from base 1 to 450 and encodes 149 amino acids. The transcript has a single exon. The record is from RefSeq and is a predicted model, not a curated record. Lineage: Eukaryota; Viridiplantae; Streptophyta; Magnoliopsida; Fagales; Juglandaceae. Gene Ontology annotation, molecular function: UDP-glycosyltransferase activity.